AGCCCUACAGGACAGGUGUGCCCAACUUAAAGAUGGCCGACUAAUUUUGAGCGUCGUCUGUUGCAAAAUGUAGUAAAAACCAUGGACUGGUGCCUUAUAUCAACCCCGGAUCUACCCCAAAACUCCAUGCUAACCUAUACGUAGCACAGUGUCCCUGAUCCCGUGCCACGAUGGCACUGGGAAUCCUACGAUGCUCUGUCCUGGUUGCUAUGGUGACGGUGGUAUGCUGGAUGGAUGUUGUAUCGUCUUGUCCAUCUUCUUGCAACUGUUUCCAGGAUAAUUAUGGUACAACUGUUCAAUGUCAGAAUAGUGUCAUCAGCUCAGUGAUAUCGGGACUGCCAAUCAACACAAAACGUCUGGAGAUUCUGUCGGCCCAGGGUGCGUCCACCCUGUCACAAGCCACCUUCGAUGGUGGCAAUAUCGGAACCAUAAAUAAUCUUUUAAUACAGGGCAGUAGAAUACAGAGUAUCAAUGACAACACAUUUUCUAAGUUCUCCAACCUGAACAAUCUUAACCUUACCCACAACAGUAUUAGAUCAAUCACAAAGAACGCUUUCGCUGGACUCAACAGGCUUGCAACGCUUGACCUUUCCUCUAAUGAUCUGCAGCAAAUUGCAGACGAGUUUGUUCCUUUGAUACAGCUUCAGAACCUCGAUCUUAGCUCUAAUUCAAUUACUAGUAUCCAGAACGGUGCCUUUAGUGCACAAGUGAUACUGAACAAUCUUAGGCUGGAUUCAAACAAAUUACAGGCAAUUCAUGGUCACUCAUUUCAGGGUCUUGUAAACCUCCGUAAGCUCAGCAUACGAAACUGUGGCCUACAUUCAUUAGCUUCUGAUCUAUUCAACAUCAUUCGCCACCUACAGACCUUAGAUAUUGGUGACAACCUCAUCUAUCAGUUGCCUUCCACUGAAACAUUUCAGCAUAUCCCAGCAGCCCUGCAGCACUUCAUCGCCGAUGGCAACCAAAUAUCUGUUCUUGUCAGGCAUCAGUUUUCACGAAUGAACCUACUUACUCUAGAUUUAUCUCGUAACAGAAUCAGUUUCCUAUCCCAUGCAUCUUUCGCUGAAUGCAAUGUGCGUAACUUAUAUUUAUCAUCUAAUUCAAUAACUGGUAUUGAAGAAAAUGCAUUUGCUUCAUUAGCACCUCAGUUGGAGAGGUUAGUUCUGUCAAAGAACCCAUUGCGUUCCAUACCACUUCAUGUGUUUGACGGUCUGUACAGACUGAUAUAUCUUAAUUUAAGUACAUGUUCACUCACCAAGCUAGAAGACUUGCAAUUCCAGUCGUUACAGAGCUUGCGCAGUUUAGAUUUGUCCAUAAAUUCUCUACAGUAUAUUCCAAAAACAGCAGUAAGUAAAUUUAUAAAUCUUCAAGAACUAGGUCUUUAUGGUAAUGAAUGGCACUGUGACUGUCACAUCCGCCCUUUGUGGAACUGGUUAAAAGGGUUUGUUCAAGGAAUUCUUUUGUGUCCUAUUGGGGCGACUGCAGCUAAAUACAGUAACUGUAAGACCCCAAUGUGUGAGUCGCCUACAAAUGUGAAGAAUUUAGCGGUAUCCUCUUUGUCUAAGCAAAAUAUUCAGGCGUGUCAGGAUAAGGACGAUCAAGAGACAAUGUCAGUAGGGGUCAUAAUUGGCCUCGCUCUGGGUAGUAUGGCCGUUAUCAUUUUAUUCGGAAUUCUUGUCGUGUGUAUCUGCCGUCAUCGUCAUGGUCGUCCUCUACCUGCCAUAUGUACGGCCAACUCCACAGCCAGCAGCCACAAGGAAGAUCGAGAAAAGUCCACCACUCCGUUCAAGGACAUGGAUAUAGGCUCUCUCAAUGAGUCGGAUAAAGACUUUGUGGUGAAGCGAUACUUCCGCUCAAUGGAGAACCAGCCCACCAGCGUGGCAUCCUACCGAGGAACGCCAUCGCUGUCACACAAGGAAUUUGACUUUGACGGGUCUUGUCCUUCCAUCCACAGCGUUAACAGUGUGUUUAACGGACCUAUAGGGUACGAGUCCACCGUAUGACAUUUGUAUGCAAUAGAUUUUUACGUUAACAUAAGCCAGUAUCACUUAUAUUAGUAUCUAUAUGUACAGGAAAAAUAACUUGUCAUCACCUUACUGAAAUUCGAUUUUAGAUUUAACUUACUCAACCUUCACUCUAACAUAUUAUUUUAAUGCUAAAUUUAAAGUGUUAAUUGAAAAAAAAAAAUCAUCAAAAUAUUGUAAGUAUCCAUGAUGACCAAUAAAGAUUUUUCCACGAUUCAUUAAAGUGCCACGGUUUUAAAUCUUGCCAUUUCAUGCAAAUGUAUUUUUCUGUAACUGAAAGGUUAAGUUGCCAUGUACCUGAUUUUAAGACAUAAAGUAAAUACAAACAAGACCAAACUUAAUCCACAUU
Molecule: messenger RNA, 2373 nt
Organism: Mizuhopecten yessoensis (Yesso scallop)
Lineage: Eukaryota; Metazoa; Mollusca; Bivalvia; Pectinida; Pectinidae
Product: carboxypeptidase N subunit 2-like
Exons: 2
Coding region: 171-2003 (610 amino acids)
Cellular component (GO): plasma membrane
Molecular function (GO): protein binding
Source: RefSeq, a predicted model, not a curated record